AUGCUCGGGGGCGUAUCCUCAUCUCGGCAGUUCUCACUCUGGGGCUACGGCAAGAAGAAGACACCCGAGGAAGAACCCGUGGCCUCAAAGCCGGAAACUACCACAACCACAUCCGAGGCCGGCCGUCCCGUAGACCCAACCCCCGAAAACGUCGUCCCCUCGCCGCCCACCGAGCCCGCAGUCCCAGCGUCCGAAGUCGACCUCUCCUCCAUUUCCGACAUCGUCAACGGGCAGGACAUUCUCAACAUGUCCGAACAGAUCGGAUACCUGAAAGCCCUGGGUCUAGAUUUCGGCACCGGCCCCACGUCUGUCAUGCAAUGGGCCCUCGAACACGUCCACAUCUAUAGCGGCCUCGGAUGGGGGGCUUCCAUCAUGGCCACGGCCGUGCUCCUACGCUGCAUCAUGUUCUACCCGCAGGUCCGCAGUCUCAAGUUCAACGCCGUCAUGCAGAACCUGCGCAAGGACCCCCGGUCCCAAGAAGCCAUGAAGUUGGUCCAGCAGGGCUUCGCAAACCAGGACAACGAGAUGCGCCAAAAGGGCCAGUAUCUGAACAAGAUGCUCAAGGAACAGUACGGCGUCAACAACUGGGGCAUGCUGUGGUCCUUUGGCCAGAUCCCGUUCACAUUUGGACUGUUCCGCAUCGUCAGCGGCAUGGCAAAUGUUCCCGUGCCGGCCAUGGAGACCGCCGGAUACCUCUGGUUCACCGACCUGACGGCCACCGACCCAUACUUCAUCCUCCCUGCCGCCGGUACCGCUCUCAUGGUCGGCGCCCUAGCCAUCAAUGCCAAGCACACCCCCGAAUCGCAAAAGAAGAUGCUCAAAACAAUGACCUACGUCUUCGGCGCCGUCGGCUUCAUCGGUACCACAUUCCUCUCCGCCGCCGUCAACCUCAUGACUGUUGCCCUCGGCGCAUCCACCCUCAUCACCGCCAUCGUCCUCAACAACGCCCUCGUCCGACGAACCGUCGGCCUACCCCCCCACCCUACCGCCUCAUCCACCGCCCCCCAGAAAACCACGUACGAGGCUCCCCGUGCCGCCAACACCCCCGAGCCUGGUCUCCGAGAACGUCUCGAAUCCAGCCUCAACGACAUGAAGAAGGGCAUGUCUGACCAAAUCACAAAUUACACGGGAACGUAUAGCGGCACCGACGAGGAAAAGGCUGAGAGGAAGCGAAAGGAGCUGAUGCGCAAGCUGGAGGAUACCCGCAAGCAGCAGGAGCGUGAGGAAUUUGAGAAAAAGUACAAGACAAAGAGCUAG
This is a messenger RNA of Metarhizium brunneum ARSEF 3297, 1257 nucleotides long. It is a transcript of the gene OXA1, whose product is annotated as Mitochondrial inner membrane protein OXA1. Gene Ontology annotation, cellular component: mitochondrial inner membrane. Gene Ontology annotation, biological process: protein insertion into mitochondrial inner membrane from matrix. Gene Ontology annotation, molecular function: membrane insertase activity. NCBI's taxonomy places the organism in Eukaryota, Fungi, Ascomycota, Sordariomycetes, Hypocreales, Clavicipitaceae. The record is from RefSeq and is a predicted model, not a curated record.